AUGGAUGUUGAAAACCAGACAAGGGUGAGCAAGUUUAUAUUUUCCGGACUGACAGACAACAGGAUUCUAUCUCCAAUUCUCUUCCUGUUUUUUUUGCUUGUUUAUUUGAUCACAGUCAUUGGGAACAUUGGCAUGAUGACUAUGGUAUAUACUAAAUCACAUCUCCACACCCCCAUGUACUGUUUCCUGGGAAAUCUUUCCUUGGUGGACCUUUUAUAUUCCUCAGUAGUAACUCCAAAAAUGUUGUCUGACUUGAUUUCUGAAAGUAAGUCAAUCUCAAUUGAGGGAUGUGCCAUUCAGUUUUUUUCCUUCGCAUCAAUGGCUGUAACCGAGGCUCUUCUUCUUGCAGAUAUGUCAUAUGAUAGAUAUGUUGCCAUAUGCAAGCCUCUCAACUAUGUCUCUAUCAUGACCCAGAAAAAAUGUGUUUGGCUUAUUCUUCUGACUUUCUUUAUCGGAUUCUUCCAGUCUUCAGUACAGACUGGGUGCAUAUUCCAUCUUGAAUUCUGUGACUCAUAUUAUAUAGAUCAUUUCUACUGUGACUUCCCACCAUUGUUUAAACUUUCUUGUUCUGAGACAUUUCCAUGUCAUCUGACCUCAAUUGUCAUUGUCUAUUGUUUUGGAGGUGGUUCACUAAUGAUAAUUCUUGUUUCCUAUUCCUUUAUUGUUUAUACUAUUCUUAAUAUUAAAUCCUCUAAGGGUAGAAGCAAAGCAUUUAGCACAUGUUCCUCUCACCUUACCUGCGUAUCUAUUUUGUAUGGGACAGUCUUCUUCAUAUACUUGCGUCCUUCUUCUAGUGACUUUGAAAAACAAGAUAAAGUAGUGGCUGUUUUCUAUACUGUGAUUAUACCCAUGCUCAAUCCUUUGAUCUACAGUUUUAGGAAUAAAGAUGUGCAAAAUCUGAGCCUUGAAAGAUGCAAGAAAAAAUCUCGUCUACAGAAUUAA
Molecule: messenger RNA, 942 nt
Organism: Bombina bombina (fire-bellied toad)
Lineage: Eukaryota; Metazoa; Chordata; Amphibia; Anura; Bombinatoridae
Product: olfactory receptor 1444-like
Exons: 2
Coding region: 1-942 (313 amino acids)
Biological process (GO): sensory perception of smell; G protein-coupled receptor signaling pathway
Cellular component (GO): membrane
Molecular function (GO): olfactory receptor activity; G protein-coupled receptor activity; odorant binding
Source: RefSeq, a predicted model, not a curated record